AUGCCUCAAGCUCAGUUUUCGGUGGAUUCUGCUGUUCGCCGGCUCCGCGAGUUUUCAGAGUUAACAGAACACCGGAUGGGCUUGAAACCAAGAGAAGCAAGGCGUGUUCACGCAGCAUUUCAGCUGUUGGCUACUGGGCCGCCAUCCGAUUCAAAACGCACUGCCCAAUCGAUAGAUUAUUUUGAGUUUCUCCAGAGGGUCAAAACUCUUACGGGCAAUGACGGAAUUGUUCUCUGCGCUGCUGGGCUUGUUUAUGGUGGUGUUGACCCAGGCAGUCGAAUGUUGCCUCCAAUCGAACCACAGAUAACUGGAACCUCCUUUUCCGGAGACGUCUAUGAACUUACAGUGCAAGACGUACAAGGGAUAGCGACAAUGCCAGAUCAGAUUACGGGCAAAAUUCGGUUGACUGAAACCUAUAAUCCAUAUACGCCGUCAUUCAUCAUCAUCCCAAUCUCCAAUGAGCUUACAAAUCGAUUGAUCAUAAAUCGGCCAAGAGUUAUAUGA
This is a messenger RNA of Histoplasma mississippiense, 504 nucleotides long. RefSeq lists its product with no specific name. NCBI's taxonomy places the organism in Eukaryota, Fungi, Ascomycota, Eurotiomycetes, Onygenales, Ajellomycetaceae. The coding region runs from base 1 to 504 and encodes 167 amino acids. The transcript has 3 exons. The record is from RefSeq and is a predicted model, not a curated record.